AUGAGGCGCAUGCAUUUGAGAAGGACGAGACACCUUUAGUGCCUCUGAAUCAGAUGCUGACCUGGCUGCAGCGGCUGUGAGGUUACAAGCUCAGAGUUUAGUGAUAAAGAAGUUCAGCGAGUUUCCUUCUGGAUGUGAAACAUCUCGAGCGGCUCAACAAACUCUGCUGUCUGUCUGUGUGUCUGUGUGUCUGUGUGUCGCCGUCUUCUGCGCAGCAUUCAAAAGUACCGCCGUCUGGACAGACAGGUGUUGGGAUGAACAGGUCCAAGUCCAGCUGGGAUAAAAAAGUCCACCAGUCUCCAGUCACCAGGAUGACCCGCAGCUCCAGCUCCCAGACCAGGCACACCGACCCUGCAGAGACCCAGGAUGCUGGGCCCGGUCCCUAUGGAAAGCUACGGAGGAAGCAGACAGACUCUGCUUUGGCCCAGGACCUCAGUCAGAUGAGUGUGAGCAGACAGGACAGUUUACCUACAAGUAAAGGAAAGAUGUCCAAAAGUAGCAGUGACCCUGCGCAGGCUGGUCAGUCCUCUGGGUCCAGAUCUGGUCGGGGCACUCCGUCUGCAUUAGCUGCCAAGUCUUCAUCCCGGGGCGGUCUAGCCUCUGUUGCUCGGCUGGUGAAGCUCGGCCGCUGUAAGAACGUGGUGGUGGUGGCCGGAGCAGGAAUCAGCACAGCCAGUGGCAUCCCAGACUUCAGAACUCCAGCAACAGGUCUUUACGCCAACUUGGAGAAGUACAACAUCCCUUACCCGGAAGCUAUUUUCAACAUUGAUUACUUCUCCAACGACCCGCAGCCUUUCUUCUCCCUUGCCAAGGCUCUGUAUCCUGGCAGCCACCGACCAAACUACAUACACUACUUUGUCCGCAUGCUUCAUCACAAAGGCCUGCUGCUCCGAAUGUACACCCAGAACAUCGACGGACUGGAGAAACUGUGUGGCGUCCCAGAUGACAAACUUGUGGAAGCUCACGGUAGUUUUGCCACGGCUGCCUGUCACCUGUGCUAUACUGCGUACCCUGCUGAGGAGGCUAAGCAUGCCAUAAUGACUGGCAACGUCCCCACAUGCACAUUCUGUGCUGCAACAGUCAAACCUGACGUUGUAUUUUUUGGAGAGGAUCUUCCUCAAAAUUAUUUCCUCCACACUAAAGACUUCCCCAAAGCAGACCUGCUAAUCAUUAUGGGCACCUCUCUACAGAUUGAGCCAUUUGCGAGCCUGGUGAACACGGUGCGCUCCACUGUACCACGUCUCCUCCUGAACCGACACGCCGUGGGUCCCUUUGAGAAGGUCCCACUGCGGAGAGGAGACCACAUGGAGCUUGGUGACCUGGAGGAUACGGUGCGGAGGUUUGCUGAAAUGCUCGGCUGGAACGAUGAGAUUGAGGAGCUGAUGAGGAGUCAGGAAACACGGAGCAUCCCUCCAUUUAUUAGCAGCCCGUCAGUGAGCGGACAGACAUCUUGUCAGAGCAGAGGAGCUCUAGAGCCUCCAGGUGGAACGGAAACAUUAAAGUCCGGACCAGAAGGUCAAAGAGCAUCCAACAGCGGCGGCGAGGAGACGGACUCAGAGACCGACAGCAAAAGCUCGGCAUCAUCCUGCCGGAGCAACUGACGCUGCAUGUUGCAUAAACGAUGGCACUGGAAAGGUUUGAGAGAGUUUCUUCUCUCCUUAGUUUGCACGAAGACUGUUCUCCGGUGUUUCUAUACACACACGUUACUUUUCGUCUGGUUAUCUUCUGCUCGUAGCAAAGGGUUUUCGUUUGUGUGCAUUGGAGUGAAAGUGCAUCUUACCUCUUCAUCUGGGAGUCGCAGUGUGUCAGUUUGUUCAUAUGUAAACCAAAUAAUCUGUUUGUCAACAACCAUAAUUAAAGCACUUAUUAUAGAAGUAGGGUGCAUCCAGAACACUAGUUAAUAUAUAUAUGAGGCCCCACACAUCCUGAUGCUUCUUCAGGUGUUUUCUACAUCCCAUUUCAGUAAACCUGUUAAUGUUUUAUAUCAGCACAACACUGUAUUUUAAACUAUUCAAUGAAAGUAUUGUGUAAAUUGAAUCUUUUGUCCUUUAAAAAAAAAAAAAAAUAAAGUUUCUGUAGUUUGGGUUCAAAAACAUCAGCUAUUCUUCUUCUCCAGUUUAUUAACAUUUCAGUGGAAGUCUCGCCACAUAAGUGAAAGUCCUGCAUUCAAAUUUCUACUUCAAGUGAAGUGGAGCUUUCAAUUCUAAUAUGAAAGUUCCAUGUGGCCGACGUCAAAGGCGAGAAGCGCUGUAGGAACUUGGCCUUGGAGACUUGAGGGCCAAGAAAGGGAACUUUUGACGGCUUUAGCUCAACAGAACAGGCGGCGGCCGGACUGCCGACUCAGAAACGGGCUUGAUGUCGGCUGGGACCCCUGAUGCAGGAACUGGGUGUGGCUGGGUGUUUAUUGUGGAGCUGAGUAGCUGAGUAGCUGAGGCUUGGUGGCUCUGGGCAGCCUGGGGAGGGAGGGAGGGGGGAGAAUCAAUGUUUC
This is a messenger RNA of Anarrhichthys ocellatus (wolf-eel), 2488 nucleotides long. Its product is annotated as NAD-dependent protein deacetylase sirtuin-3. The transcript is spliced from 8 exons. NCBI's taxonomy places the organism in Eukaryota, Metazoa, Chordata, Actinopteri, Perciformes, Anarhichadidae. The record is from RefSeq and is a predicted model, not a curated record. Gene Ontology annotation, cellular component: nucleus. Bases 255 to 1601 code for a protein of 448 amino acids. Gene Ontology annotation, molecular function: histone deacetylase activity, NAD-dependent; NAD+ binding.